AUGGCUUUUACAGCUGUUUCAUCCCUUCAUUCUUCCCUCCUCUUUGAGCAUUCUCACCAUCAUGGAUUUGUCAGAUAUAGGAAUAACCAAAGCUGCUUCACAUAUCAUUCAAGUUGGUGGAGUAAAAUAAGGGCUUCUUCAUCAUCUGCUGUUCCUGGUGUUGAUUUCAGUUCUCUUGAAUCUGCCAUUUCCAAGAAAGAUAGUGAUGCAGUUAAAGAAGUACUGGAUCAGCUGAGUGAAGCUGGUUGGGCCCGAAAAUGGAGUUCACAACCGUAUGUUUCACGUCGUCCGACUUCUCUACGGGAGCUGACAACUCUUGGGAUUAAAAAUGCAGAGAACCUUGCAAUUCCAAGUGUUAGAAAUGAUGCAGCUUUUCUGUUUACGGUAGUGGGAACAACUAGUUUUUUGGGUGUCCUCACGAGCCAGCUUCCCGGGGAUUGGGGUUUCUUCGUGCCAUACUUAAUUGGAAGCAUCUCUUUGAUUGUUCUGGCAGUAGGGAGCAUUUCCCCCGGUCUCCUUCAGGCAGCCAUUGGUGGAUUUUCAUCUUUUUUUCCAGAUUACCAGGAGAGAAUUGCUAGACAUGAAGCAGCUCACUUUUUAGUUGCCUACUUACUUGGGUUACCUAUCCUGGAGUAUUCAUUGGACAUUGGAAAAGAGCACGUCAAUUUGAUUGAUAAAAGACUGGAAAAACUAAUAUAUAGUGGACAACUUGAUGCAAAGGAACUAGACAGGUUAGCAGUUGUUGCAAUGGCUGGAUUGGCAGCAGAGGGUCUAAAAUAUGAUAAAGUGGUUGGUCAAUCUGCUGACUUGUUCACUCUGCAGAGAUUCAUUAAUAGAAGCAAGCCACAACUUAGCAAAGAUCAACAACAAAACCUCACCAGAUGGGCAGUCCUCUUUGCUGGAUCUCUGAUUAAAAACAAUAGGGUACUUCAUGAAGCACUAAUGGCUGCAAUGUCAAACAAAGCAACAGUUCUGGAUAACCAAUCUCUAGCUGAUGAUCCUGAAGGCGACGGCGUCAAUGGCGGCAUAGUUUUAUCGCUAUACUAUGAAUCCUUGUGUCCAUUCUGUGCAAACUUCAUAGUCAAUCAACUGGUGAAGGUGUUCCAAACUAAUCUUGCCUCAGUGGUGAAACUCAGGCUUGUCCCCUGGGGUAACACUUUUAUCACACCAAACAACUCCUGGGUUUGCCAGCAUGGCCCAGAUGAAUGUAAGCUGAACAUGGUGGAAGGCUGUGCUAUCUAUGCUUGGCCUGACCCAAGAGUGCAUUACAAGUUUAUAUAUUGCAUAGAGAGGUUGAGGAUGAACAACAAGCACAAUGAGUGGCAAUCUUGUUUCAAUACUGUACAGCUGAAUUCUAUGCCUAUCAGGAACUGCUUCAGUUCUGGUCUUGCUGUUAAGCUAGAACAAGGGUAUGCUGAUGAAACUGCCCAUCUGAAUCCUCCACACAGAUUUGUACCUUGGGUGCUCGUCAACAAUCUACCUUUGCAAGAAGACUACCAAAAUUUUGUGGGCUACAUUUGCAAAGCUUAUAGGGGUGCUGUAACACUCCAAGCUUGCAAAUCACAUUCAUUUGAGAUGGAGUCAAUCCAAGUGGCCAAUGCUUCCCAAGUCACUCCGAAAAGUUUGAGUUCAGCGUUUUCGGAAGAUUCACUGAAGUAUUCCACCGAUUCUCCUUCCAUCACGGAGGUUUCUGACGAGGACGUUCUGGCUGAAUCAUUUGAGGAAAUUCCGGAAGUUUUGGUUUCACCUAUUUCUGUCCCUGCAAACCCUACUACUGUUUUUUCAUCUGAAACAACGCCAUGCUCAUCCGUAAUCACUUGUGAUGUAUCUAAAGAUGGAGCCGCUUCUUCAACCACUCAAUCUCAGACUGGAAGGCAAGAAAUCACAACACUAUCAAGUACUGUUGAUGCUGAGGAGGUUCUAAACUGUUUGAGGGAAGUUCGGCUUCAGGCUUCGAAAGUGAAAAAGGGUUCACUUUCUAAAAACCUCUUGGAUACUUUGUUGAAUAUAGAUGCGGAAGAGAUACUUCUGUCUCCUGCAGAGAAGGACUGGUUCGAUGUGAUCCUGUCGAACAAAGGUUAUACAACAGUUCUCUGCUUCUUGCUGUGGACAAUUGUUGUGCUUGUGGUGGUGUUCAAUUCCUCUCGCAGCAAAGUCUUCUACCCCGAUGGAUUGAUUCCGACUUGA
Messenger RNA from Oldenlandia corymbosa var. corymbosa, 2187 nucleotides. NCBI's taxonomy places the organism in Eukaryota, Viridiplantae, Streptophyta, Magnoliopsida, Gentianales, Rubiaceae. The record is from the annotation of a GenBank genome assembly.